UGUUCUGUACGACACGGAAGUGGCGAAAAGAAAAGCCGCCGCCAAAACUAAUUUAACAUUUUAAAAAGAAAAAAGGAAGAUUGUAAAAAACCACCCUUUAAAGUUUCCUUUGGUAACGGUUCCGAUCUGCAUUCUCCUCAAUGUGAGAUAACCAUCAAACUCUCUUUCCAGAACUUGUUCCAUGUUGAACUGACAACCUGAUCUUCAUGAAUUUGAGAAGUAUUGCCACACCCACUGUUUCCUGUAAAGCGGGAAGCAACAACAAUUUCCUUUUCUGGAUUUUGGUUUGCUUCUUGCUACCAAGUUUUCUGGGAGCUCCUGAAGUAUAUGCUCAUUUCCAAUUGAUAAAGCUCAUUUGGGGUGUGAUCUUUUGGCAAGGCACACCCAUUUGUGGUGUCAUUUUCUGAAGUUUCCUUGUUUUUAUCAAAGAACCAUGGUUUCCGCCCAGUUCUCUAUCUUGAAUGAAAAUGGUUCACAGAAGCAUUUCCUGAAUCAGUUGCUUCUACCAAAUGGGCCGCCUGAUCGUUUGCCUUCUUCCAAUUGUGUGGAUUUUGAAUUUUCUGAUGUGUUUGGACCAUCUCCUGUUGAAGCCUCAAAUUCAAUAUCAGUAAGCUCUGAGAAACAUGGGAAUUCAGUAGCUACACGAGGUUCAAGUGAAAAUAUUUACAAGGAUCCUGAUUGCAUUCACAUCCGCUCUCAAUCUUUAUUGGCUCCCACAACCUGUAUUGGUCAGUCCUUGCAACUUAGCAAGCUCACCUUUCAUGAGACAGAUGAUGCAUUGGAUCUUGUGGAGGAGGUCUUUAUAGAAACACAUGAAGAACUUAAGGAAUAUUCUGUUAAUAAUUACUGUCUGAAUAAUCAGACUAUUGGUGUUCAGGAUUUUGAAGUGUUGAAGGUUGUUGGCCAAGGUGCUUUUGGUAAGGUGUAUCAGGUGAGGAGGACUGGUACUUCUGAAAUAUAUGCUAUGAAGGUCAUGCGAAAGGAUAAGAUCAUGCAGAGAAACCAUGCUGAAUAUGUCAAAUCUGAAAGGGAUAUAUUGACAAAGCUGGACAACCCAUUUGUUGUGCGGAUCAGAUAUGCAUUCCAAACCAAAUACAGGUUGUACCUUGUGCUUGAUUUUGUCAAUGGUGGCCACCUUUUCUUUCAUCUCUAUCACCAAGGCCUAUUUAGGGAAGAUUUGGCUCGCUUCUAUGCUGCAGAGAUUAUUUGUGCUGUUUCUUAUCUUCAUGCAAAUGAUAUAAUGCACAGGGAUCUUAAGCCUGAAAAUAUUCUUCUUGAUGCAGAUGGUCAUGCAGUGUUAACAGAUUUUGGCCUGGCUAAGAAGUUCAAUGAGAAUGAAAGGUCAAAUUCUAUGUGUGGAACUGUAGAGUACAUGGCCCCUGAAAUUGUUAUGGGAAAAGGCCAUGAUAAGGCAGCUGAUUGGUGGAGUGUGGGGAUUUUACUAUAUGAAAUGCUUACAGGAAAGCCUCCUUUCUCUGGUGGAAAUAGACACAAGAUCCAGCAGAAGAUAAUUAAAGACAAAAUCAAGCUCCCAGCUUUUUUGUCAAAUGAGGCACAUUCACUGUUAAAAGGGUUGUUGCAGAAAGAUGUCAGUAAACGCCUUGGCAGUGGAUCGAGAGGCAGUGAGGAGAUUAAAAGCCACAAGUGGUUUAAAUUAGUCAAUUGGAAGAAACUGGAAUGCCGUGAAACUAGGCCAAGCUUUGUCCCAGAUGUUGCUGGGAAGCACUGUGUUGCUAACUUCGAGGAGCGGUGGACUAGUAUGCCCUUGCUGAAUUCUCCAGCUGCCAGUCCCAAAAAGGAUGACAAUACAUUCAACAAGUUCUCAUAUUCUGGUACUCCGGUUGCGUCAUGAUAGAAAGGCAUGAUUUCUACAGUAAAGGUCCAAUUUGAGCAGCCAAUUCAUGUAAUUUAUGAUGGCUUAGAAAAUUAUAUCCCUGUGAUAUUGCUCGUUGUAUAAACCUAUGCUCUCUAGUAAUCAUACAAGCAAUACUAAUGUUCUGUGUGAAGAAAUAUUUCAAGGUUUCAACUUUCUUUUAUCCAACCUGUCCACCCUUGGGUGGGUAUUCUUUUGUUAGUUGUUACGAGAUGACCAUGAUAUCAGUGACACGCUUUUGUAUCAAAUUCAA
Messenger RNA from Glycine soja, 2126 nucleotides. RefSeq names its product serine/threonine-protein kinase AtPK2/AtPK19-like. Bases 434 to 1852 code for a protein of 472 amino acids. The transcript has 7 exons. The record is from RefSeq and is a predicted model, not a curated record. Gene Ontology annotation, molecular function: ATP binding; protein serine/threonine kinase activity. Gene Ontology annotation, biological process: protein phosphorylation. NCBI's taxonomy places the organism in Eukaryota, Viridiplantae, Streptophyta, Magnoliopsida, Fabales, Fabaceae.